GUGCCGAGAAUAUGUGAUUGAUUGAUUUAUAGACGAGGCGUAAUUUAUUGCCAUGAAAAGGUGCAAACGUUGCAAGUUCCUGUGUUUAGUCGCUAUUACAUUUAUCAUUAUAAUUCUGUUUCUAUUUGGAAUUCAAUUUCGUCGCUUCGUACUUCACAUCGAGCUACAGUAAACAACGAAAAAAAAACUAACAGACUAAAACAAGUUACAGAAAUUCAUCCAAAAUGGUCAAAGCCAAAUCGUUCAUCUAUGCCAAGCAUUUUAAGGAUAUGCCACAAGCAAGCAAUUUUGAUCUAAUUGAAGAAGAAUUACCGGAAAUCAAAGAUGAAGAAUUCCUAUGCGAGGCAGUUUUCCUUAGCAUCGAUCCGUACAUGCGAGCCUACGCUUCUAUGCUUCCCGUCGGAAUCACAAUGAUCGGUUCACAAGUUGCCAAAGUUAUAGAUUCAAAGAAUUUGCAAUAUCCAGUUGGAAGCUAUGUUUUGGGUAGCUUUGGUUGGAGGUCGCAUACGAUUUGGGGUCCAAACAAUAAGAAGAAAAGUUCGCUCGAACAAACGCCGUACAUCGUACCAGAUUUGAUACAUCAUCCAAUAUCUUUAUAUUUGGGUAUCCUGGGGAUGACUGGAAACACUGCUUUGUUUGGGUUCUUGGACGUCUGCAAGCCAAUGGCAGGUGAAACCGUUGUAAUAACCGGAGCUGCCGGUGCAGUCGGUAGUCACGUCGGUCAGAUUGCUAAAAUCAAAGGAUGCAGGGUAAUCGGAAUUUCCGGAACCGACGAAAAGGGUGAAUGGUUAAAAAGCAUUGGAUUCGACGAUUACAUCAACUACAAGACAGUAACCAAUUUCAGCGUAAAACUGAAGGAGUUGGCACCGAAUGGCAUCGAUUGCUACUUCGACAAUGUUGGCGGAGAAUUGACUUCAUUGAUCAUGCAGCAGAUGAACAAAUUUGGACGAAUUUCAGUUUGCGGUUCAAUUUCAGCUUAUAAUAAUGAUUACAAUUCCCUUCCUAAAGCAACGAUUUUACAACCCUCAAUUGUUGCCAAUCAACUAACGAUGUCUGGUAUCCAUGCUACUAAUUAUUACGAUCGUUGGAUGAGCGGAAUUAAGCAGAACAAGAUGUGGCUCGAAGAAGGAAAGCUGAUAUAUAAAGAACACGUUGUGGAUGGUUUCGAGAACAUGCCGAAUGCUCUAAUUGGUAUUUUGAAUGGAGUCAAUACAGGAAAAGUUGUUGUCAAAGUAUAGUGUGAUUAAUAGGUAUAAACUUCUUGAUGAUAUAAUUCAACUGUCAAUCACAAGAUAAUUCAAUCUUUAAAUUUAAAUUAAAUCACACAUUAUGAAAUAAUGUAAC
This is a messenger RNA of Nicrophorus vespilloides, 1344 nucleotides long. RefSeq names its product prostaglandin reductase 1-like. Bases 225 to 1238 code for a protein of 337 amino acids. NCBI's taxonomy places the organism in Eukaryota, Metazoa, Arthropoda, Insecta, Coleoptera, Silphidae. Gene Ontology annotation, cellular component: cytoplasm. Gene Ontology annotation, biological process: prostaglandin metabolic process. The record is from RefSeq and is a predicted model, not a curated record. Gene Ontology annotation, molecular function: 15-oxoprostaglandin 13-reductase [NAD(P)+] activity; 2-alkenal reductase [NAD(P)H] activity. The transcript is spliced from 7 exons.